AUUCCGGUAAAAAUUAAUUAAUUGUCGAAAGUUACCCUUUUUAAAGGUUAUUUCGAAAACUGCAUAAAUUUUGGGCUCCCUGUGGCAAAAGCCUGGUCGCCUAGUUAAUUUGGCAUUUCCAGACGAUAUAGUGCUAUUUCUCGAUAAUUUUUUUGAUUAUUUUUCGCUUUUAAAAUGUCUUUAAACUGGAACCUUUGUGCCUUAUGUCAAAAAGACACAAAAGAAAAGAUUUUAUGUCCGGAAAAAGCUUCAAAUACUUUACUUGCUGGCUCAAGUUACAAGACAAUUGCAGAAAACUUGAAAGAAUUCGAGAAACUUGAUUCGCUACCUAUUAACAUUCCACUUUCUUCUCUUGAUGAUGGCAGAGGCAUUGAAAAUACUUUAAGAAAUCACAGAGCAUCAUGGCACAAAUCGUGCUAUAAUAAAUGCAAUACGCUAAAGCUUCAGCGGGCACAAAAGCGCAAAAGUGAAGAGGAAUUUUCAACUGAGGAUCCAGCAAUAUUAGGAGCUACUAGUCCAGCUAAAACAAGAAGAAAGACAUUUGAAUUGUCAAGUAAGAGUAGCAAUGCUUUAUCAUGUUUUUCUGUGAUUGCACAGAGGGUGAUUUGCAUAAAGCAGAAACCAUGUCAAUUACCAAUAAUGUUCAAUCAGCGGCCGAGACGCUUCAAGAUUACAAACUGUUAG
Molecule: messenger RNA, 684 nt
Organism: Xenia sp. Carnegie-2017
Lineage: Eukaryota; Metazoa; Cnidaria; Anthozoa; Malacalcyonacea; Xeniidae
Exons: 2
Coding region: 175-684 (169 amino acids)
Source: RefSeq, a predicted model, not a curated record